Messenger RNA from Sphaeramia orbicularis (orbiculate cardinalfish), 4980 nucleotides. Its product is annotated as vitellogenin-1-like. Gene Ontology annotation, biological process: lipid transport; cellular response to estrogen stimulus; response to estradiol. NCBI's taxonomy places the organism in Eukaryota, Metazoa, Chordata, Actinopteri, Kurtiformes, Apogonidae. Gene Ontology annotation, molecular function: lipid carrier activity. The record is from RefSeq and is a predicted model, not a curated record.
AUGAGAGUUGUUGUGCUAGCCCUGACGCUGGCCCUAGUGGCCAUAUACAAAAUGCAUUUCUCUCCUCAGUUUAAAACCAACAAGCUUUAUGAAUACAAGUAUGAAGCAGCGGUCCUGGGUAAAUUACCAGAGGACACAAAAUCUGGUCUCAAAAUGACAAGCAAAGUUCACAUCAGUGUCCUAAGAGAUGACCAGCACAUCAUGAAGCUUGAGGACGUUAAAUUCUUUGAGCACAGUAAAGCUGAGUAUGGAAAUCGUUUCAUCCCAGAAACUGAUGCUCUGGAAGCUCAGCUCAUGAAGCCCAUCAAGUUUAGGUAUGAAAAUGGUGAGGUGAAAGAAGUAAGCACUGCUGAUGGAGUCUCAAUACAGGCACAAAAUAUCGCAAACAGCAUCCUGAAUCUUCUUCAAGUCAAAGUCAAGAAAACACUGAACAUCUAUGAGUUGUAUGAGGAUGGAACUCAAGGUGAGUGCAAAAACUUAUAUGUCAUCCCUGAAGAAGAAUCCAGGGGAUGCAUGCAAUUGAUGAAGACCAGAGAUUUGGAACACUGCCGAGAGAGGACCAUGAAAUUCUCAGGGUUGGCAUACACUACAAAGUUGGCAAAGAGCCAGCAGGAUCCUCAUGAAGGUCAAAACCUGAAAGGUGUUACAACAUACUAUUAUGACUUGAACAUGGCUGACAAAGUCCAAAUCAUGGCUGUAAAUGCUACCGAAGUGAUUGAAUUCAUACCUGUCCAAGAGAUGAAAGGAGCUGCUCAAAUAAUGACAGAGCAAAUCCUGACUUUCCAUAACAUUUUGGAUGGUGUUCUGGAUGUACCCUCUCACCUCCAUUAUUCAGUGGAGCGAAGAUCCCUCAAGUACAAGUUUUCCACCGAGCAUCUUCAGACACCUAUCAACCUCAUACAGCCUGAAAGAUCACAGAGGGGUGUGACUUCAGACUUUUACUUGAACGCAUCAAUUGAAGAAUAUCUAAGGAAACUGGUCCAGUUCAAUGUUAACCAAGUCAAUGAGAAUGCACCUGAGGUUUUCCUUGGGCUGAUUCACAACCUUCGGAGAAUCAGCUAUGAAGAGCUGAAAAACAUAUUAGAUCGACACUGGAACGCUCCUCAAUACAGAUCACUGCUUUUAAAAACCAUUCCUGCCAUCGGUACAAAUGUUGCUCUGAAAUUCAUCCAUGAGAAACUGCUGCAUGGCAACAACCAAAUCAACACUGCUGAACUUAUUCAGUUAUUGAUUGGAUCCUUCCACAUGGUGACAGCAGAUCCUGAGGCUGUUGAGCUGCUUGAGCAAAUGGCUUUUAACCAAGAUUUACAACAAACUCUGAGAAAUGAAUACACGGGUGUGCGUGACAUCCUCAUGCUUGGUUAUGGUACCAUGAUUUCAAAAUACUCUAUUGAGGAGCCUGAGCGUGCUGACAAAUACGUAAAGCGCAUCCGGGACCAACUUAACAGAGCUGUCGAAGAGGAUGAUAUACACGAAAUCCUCCUGCUUCUGAAGGUUUUGGGAAACACUGGUCAUCCAUCUGCCAUUAAGUCAAUCUCAAAGUGCCUGCUUCUUCCAGCAGAUAAACCAGAAGUUAAGAGAAUCCGUACUGAAGCCAUUGGGGCCAUGAAGAACAUCGCAAAGAAACAUCACAGAAUGAUCGAGGAAACUGUUCUUCCACUUUACUUGGACAAAACUCUUGACUCAGAGCUCCGUAUACUUGCAUGCUGGCUGCUGUUUGAGUCGAAGCCUCGGUUGACGAUGGUUUCCACCAUGGUCCGCAGUUUAAGGACAGAGAGAGACAUUCAAGUUGCAUCCUUCGUACAUUCUCUGGUUUGGCAGAUGUCCCAGAGCACUGCUGCUAUCCAUGCUGAACUGCAUCCUUUGUGUAAAGUGGUACUAGUAUAUGUAUUAACUCUGCUCCUUCAUAAAUGUCUUUACAGGGCACAAGCUUCCAAAAUUGCUCUCAAACUCUUACGCCAAAAUCAAAGUCUAAACUUACGCAGAAGAUGGGAAAGUCUGGACUUUGUCUACAGCAAAGCCAUCCAUAUGGACUACUACAACAAUACCUUGAAGCUUGGUGCUGAUGGAAGCCGUCUCAUCAAUGACCACGCAACUUUAUUCCCAAAAACGAUUGUGGCUAAGACCAGCGCUUACUUUUCUGGAGCUACUGCUGAUGUUCUAGAGGUUGGAGUGAAACUGGAGGGACUGCAGGAGGCUCUUCGGAAGAAACAGAUCACUGAAAGCCAGGACAGGUUAACCAAGAUGCAGCGUAUCCUUAGCACUAUCAGUCAUUUCAGGAAUUUGCCUGCACGUGGGCCACUGUUUUCUGCAUACGCCAAGGUCUUUGGACAAGAAAUUGCCUUCGUAACCAUUGACAAACCCAUGAUUACAAAGGCAGUCGAGCUUGCCAAGGAAGCAGCUCAGCACUACGGAAGGAAUUUCGUUGAUGCUCUACUGUCUGGGGAUGCUCGCUAUUCUGAGUCUUUUGUGAAUCCAGUUCUGGUUGCUGAGAUGAAGUGUGUCAUUCCCACUAUUGGAGGAAUUCCCUUUGAGAUGAGUCUAUCCACUGCUGCUGUUGCUGCUGCAGAUGUUCAGGUUCACAUUGCCUCAACACCAAAACAGGAUGGAUCUAAUGAUGACUUACUGAACAGAAAAUAUCAACUUGAAACUGAAAUCAGACCAAGGAUUGAUAUGACGACAUUUGCUGUGAUGGGAGCAAACACAGAGGCACUUCAGGUUGCAAUACUAUCAAGAGCUAAAUUCAGCUCCUUCGUGCCUGCCAAGAGCGCUGGUCUUGACAUCACUGAUGAGAACUUUAAGAUUGAUAUCCUGCCUGUUUCCAUGCCUAAGAACAUUGUUGAUAUUGAAGUUGAAACUAUUCCAGUUGCAAGAAACAUUGACAACACAACAGUUAAUGUUCAGGAGCUAUCCUCCCUAGAGGAACUUUCUUCUGCUGACACUUGGUCCCAAAAGACACUGUCCCAAAGGUCGGCUGACAUCAAGCAAUGGAAAGCAGCCAGGAAGACACGUUGUAUCAAGGUCUUUGGAGCAAUGCAGGUUUGUUUGAGCAUUGCCACUAACAGCUCUGCCAGGAGAGACAAGGCCUUGACUGGAAAGCACUCACUUGCGCUGUCUUUGAAACCAAUUGAAGGUGAACCUGUUGAAAAGCUUCAAAUGGAGGUUCAAGUUGGACAAAAUGCUGCAAGGAAGAUGAUGAAACAGGUCGAUCAGUGUGCCGAAGAAAUCAUUGAAGGAAGACCCAUUUUGACAAAGCUCAGGAAAAUCUUGGCUCCUAGUCAUAGAAACAGCAGUAGGUCAGCAUCUUCUUCCAGCAGCGUAUCUUCCAGCUCAUCCAGCUCCUCCAGCUCAUCCCAUCCCACAAGUAAUGCCAUUGAUGCAGUAAUUCAAGCCUUUGGACUUCAAAGACGCCGAAGCAGCAGUAGCAGCAGCAGGCGCAGCAGCAAGAGGAGUAGCAGCAUCUCAAGUAGCAGCCGCAGAAGCAGAAGCAGCAGCAGCAGCAGCAGCAGCAGCGUUAGCAGCAGCAGCAGAAGCAGCAGCAGAAGCAGAAGCAGAAGCAGCAGCAGCAGCAGAAGCAGAAGCAGCAGCAGAAGCAGAAGAAGCAGAAGAAGCAGCAGCAGCAGCAGAAGAAGCAGCAGCAGCAGCAGAAGCAACAGCAGCAGCAGAACCAGCAGAACCAGCAGAACCAGCAGAACCAGCAGACGCAGCUCCUCCAGAUCACUCAGAUCUUCCAGUGCAAGUUCUGCAUCUAGCCUCAUGUCUAUUUUCUCAUCAAGCUCUAGUUCUUCCUCCAGGUCUCGUAACUCAAAGGAAUCUCAGCGCAGGUCAGCAUCAUCUUUCGUAAGCCGUAGUGCAAGCUCUCAAGCCUCCAACACGAAGGACAAAUCCUUUGAUGAUCCUAAUGUCACCAUCCUCCUGAAAGUUGUCAGAGCUGACAUGAAGCCACAGGGUUAUCAAAUCACUACCUACAUGGACAGAUCUACAACCAAGCUUCACAUGAUUCUGGCAGACUUGGCAGAAGACUGGAUGGUCCGUGCUGAUGUGGUGCCGAGAGUGCAUAGAGCAAUUGCCAAAAUCAGGUGGGGAGAAAAAUGCAGAGGAUACAACACCACUAUCACAGCUGAGACCGGCCUUGUUGGUCAAAACCCUGCAGCUCGCCUCAAAGUGCAAUGGUAUUUUGAGUCAUGCACAAUGCAGAGAUCAACAAAGUCACUUACCUGUUUUGCUAAGGCUGGUUCAGCUCAGUGCAUGUUUGAUGGAACCACACUGGUCACAUUCAACAAGAACCAUUUCCAGAACUACCAGCCAUUGCCUUGCUACCAAGUUCUGGCCCAGGAUUGUACUGGAGAGGUGAAGUUUAUUGUUCUGCUGAAGAAGAUGAGAAGCCAACACCAUAUCAAUGCAAAAAUUGCUGACUUUGACCUUGACCUCUAUCCAAUGGACGCUGAAGUGGUUGUCAAAUGUGCUAUCAUGAUGCAAGAGAAGGGGUAAGGCAUCUCUGUGACCGCUGGCUCUUUUGGACUUAAUGUCUACUUUGACAAAGAAUCAUGGAAGGUUGAUAUCGAGGACUGGAUGAGAGGACGCGUCUGUGGAAUUUGUGGCAUGGCUGAUGGACAAGUCUCAAAGGGAUUUUACGGACCUGACGGACAUGAGAUCAAAAAUCCUGUCAGCUUUACUCAUUCUUGGGUUCUGUCCGCUCAGAGCUGCAGGGACAACAGUGAGUGCCGUUUGAGGCUUGAGACUUUGCAGAGGCAGAAGCAGUUCCAGGGUCAGCAGUGACGUGCCUCUGUUGAGCGUGUGCUGCAGUGCUUGCCCGGCUGCUCCCCUGUGAGGACCACCCCCAUCACCGUUGGCUUUAACUGCCAGCAAGCAGGUGGCCAGCACAGCUCAGAGGUUACCAGUGUCCACAAUCACAGCGCCGACCUGAUGGAAACUGUACAAGCCCACCUUGGCUGCAGCUGUAACGCACAGUGCUCUUAA